Messenger RNA from Colossoma macropomum (tambaqui), 4007 nucleotides. Its product is annotated as NACHT, LRR and PYD domains-containing protein 12-like. The record is from RefSeq and is a predicted model, not a curated record. The coding region runs from base 271 to 3702 and encodes 1143 amino acids. The transcript has 9 exons. Lineage: Eukaryota; Metazoa; Chordata; Actinopteri; Characiformes; Serrasalmidae. Gene Ontology annotation, molecular function: protein binding.
ACCAGAGAUUGUACACAGUGUACAGCUGUGGAAAUCAGCAGCUGGAAACUAUUGAGGAAAGUACAUGAGAGUAUUUAGUUUAAGGGACAGAAACGGCGCCGUGUGGCUUUACAGUCUGAUCAGGAGGGUUGAGAGUCAUCUGUGAGGGACGUUUGAGUCGACCUAAGUGAUCAAAGAAAGAAAAGCGGGCAGACGGAGCUGCAGACGGAGAAACGGUCACACAUCAUCGCUUAAGACUUCAGGCAGCACUGUAGACACUAACAUACAGUGAUGGAGGGAACUGGAGACCUGAAGCAGGAUUCUUACCAGCCUGGGGAUGGGGUUCUGCAGAGAGCCUUAGAGAGACAUAAAAACAGCAUGAAGAACAAGUAUGAGAGCUUAUUUGAGGGAAUCAAAACGAAAGAGAAUAAAACUCUCCUGAAUAGAAUUUACACAGAACUGUACAUCAUAGAGAAAGAGAAUGAAGGAAAGAAUGAAGGACAUGAGGUUCUGCAGUUGGAGAGAAAACCCAGAAAGCACUUCCAAGGCACUCCAAUCAACUGCUUAGACAUCUUUAAACCUCUGCAAGGUCCUAAAGGAGAAAGAGAGGACGAGAACAGUAGAGCUGCAAUGACCAAAGGCAUCAAACUCCAAGAAAGAACAAAAGAUGAAGAAUCAAAAGUUCAAAAUCUCAGAGCUGUUCUGACUAAAGGCAUUGCUGGAAUUGGAAAAACUGUCUCUGUGCAGAAGUUCAUUCUGGACUGGGCUGAAGGAAAAGCCAAUCAGGAUGUAGGGCUCAUGUUUGUGCUUCCGUUCCGGGAGCUGAACUUGAUUAAAGAUGAUCAAUACAGUCUUUAUGGACUUCUGUGUGACUUCCAUCCUGAGCUCAAAGAUCUGGACCCAAAGAUCUAUGAUCAGCUCAAAGCUGUGUUUAUAUUUGAUGGUCUGGAUGAAAGCAGAAUUCCACUGAACUUUGAAGAGUGUGAGAAAGUAUCUGACAUCACCAUGACAUCAUCAGUGGAUGUGUUGAUGAUGAACCUCAUCAAAGGAGAGCUGCUUCCCUCUGCUCUAAUCUGGAUAACUUCCCGACCAGCAGCAGCCAAUCAGAUCCCUCCUGAACACAUCAACCGUAUGACAGAAAUUCAGGGAUUCAGUGACCCACAGAAGGAGGAGUACUUCAGGAAGAGGAUCAGUGAUGAAGACCAAGCCCAGAGAAUCAUCUCCCACAUUAAGACAGUGAGGAGCCUCCACAUCAUGUGUGACAUUCCAGUCUUCUGCUGGAUCUCAGCCACUAUCUUUCAGCAAAUCAUGAAUCAAUGUAAUACAAAAGUCCCUAAAACUCUGACUGAAAUGUACUCACACUUCCUGAUCACUCAGACAACCAUGAAGAGUGAGAAGUAUGAGCAGAAAGAUGAGAGAGAUCCAAAGAAGCUGCUGGAGUCCAACAGAACCGUUCUUCUGAAACUGGCUGAACUGGCUUUCAAACAGCUGAUGAAGGGCAAUGUGAUGUUCUACGAAGAGGACCUCAGAGAGUGUGGCAUUGAUGUCACUGAGGCCUCAGUGUAUUCUGGGAUUUUCACUGAGAUCUUUAGGGAGGAAUGUGUGCUUUACCAGAGGAAGGUGUACUGCUUUGUUCAUCUGAGCUUUCAGGAGUUUCUGGCUGCUGUUUUUGUGUUUCACUGCUAUGAGAGCAAAAACAUGGAGAUACUGCAGUGGUUUAAAACAUGGCGCAGAGAGUGGUCUGAGAGUGUUACACUGGAUGAGCUGCUGAUGGGAGCAGUGGAUAAAGCCUUAGAGAGUGAGAAUGGACUUCUGGAUCUUUUCCUACGAUUCCUGCUGGGCAUCUCACUGGCGUCCAAUCAGAGACUCCUACAGGGCCUGCUGACACAUGUACAGAGCAACCCGGAGAAAAUGACAGAAUACAUCAAGCAACUAAUAAAGAGAGAUGGAGAAUACAUUUCGACUGAUGGAUCUAUAAAUCUUUUCCUUUGUCUAUGUGAAAUGAAUGACCAGUCUCUCUCCAGGGAGAUUCAGGAAUAUCUCAAAUCAGACAAACUCUCACAUAAAGAUCUCUCACCUGCACAGUGCUCAAUGCUAGCCUAUAUGCUGCUGAUCACAGACGAGGUGCUGGAUGAGUUGGACCUGAAAAAAAUCACAUCACAUGAAGGUUAUAAGAGGCUCAUUCCAGCUGUGAGUCUCUGCAAAAAAGCUUUACUAGAUGAGUGUUUUCUCGAAGAGGAGUCCUAUGAAACUCUCUGCUCUGCUCUACAAUCUGCAACCUGUCCACUGAAAGAACUGCACCUCAGUAAUAGUACCCUGCUGGAUUCAGAAGUAGAGCUGCUCUCUGUUGGACUAAAGAGUUCACAUUGUAAACUGGAAAUACUUAGACUUGGUAGAUGUUUUAUCAAGACAAACAACUGUGAAAAAUUAGCAUCAGCUUUACAAUCAGUAAACUCCACCCUGAAAGAUCUGGACCUCAGUAACAAUUUGCUGUAUGACUCUGGAUUGGAGCUGCUUUCCACUGGACUAAAGAGUCCACACUGUAAACUGGAGAGACUCAGGUUAGCAAGCUGUUAUCUCACCACAAACUCCUGUGAAAUACUAUCAACAGUUCUACAGUCAGGAAACUCCUUCUUGAAAGAUCUGGACCUCACUUACAACAACCUACAGGACUCAGGAAUGGAGCUCCUCUCUGCUGCACUGAGGAGUUCACACUGUAAACUGAAGACACUCAGUCUAGUUACCUGUAAUCUUGGGGAAAAGGCUUGUGAAUACCUGGGAUCAGCUUUACAAUCAGCAAGCUCCUUAAAAGAACUAGACCUCAGUAACAAUGAACUGCAGGAUUCAGGAGUGGAGCUGCUCUCUGUGGGACUGAAGAGUUCACAAUGUAAACUGGGGAUACUCAGAUUGUCUGGUUGUAUGGUUACAGAUGAGGGCUGUUCUUCUCUAGCUUCAGCUCUGAAAUCAAAGCUUUCCCACUUGAGAGAACUGGAUCUGACCUAUAAUAACCCAGGAGAGUCUGGAGUGAAGCUGCUCACUGAUCUACUGGAAGAUCCACACUGCAGGCUGGAGACACUCAGGGUGGAACAUGCCGGGAAGAUCAGGAUGAGCCCUGGAGUAAAGAAAUAUGCCUGUGAGCUCACGUUGGACCCCAACACAGCACAUGUGUCUAUCUCUCUGUCUGAGGGGAAAAGAAAGGUGAUGCAUGGGAAAGAGCCACAGCCGUAUCCGGAUCAUCCAGACAGAUUUAAACGUAAUCCACAGGUUCUGUGUAGAGAAAGUCUGACUGGACGCUGCUACUGGGAGGUUGAGUGGAGUAGGGGUGUUCACAUAGCUGUGGUGUACAGAAGGAAAAGAUGCGGUGAGCAUUGGUUUGGAUGGUAUGACAAAUUUUGGUCUCUGUGCUGUGACGAUGACGAGUAUGGUGUAAAAUACAUUGACAUGUACAGUUUGACUACUGGAAGAAUAUUUGACCCCCUUCCCUCCGGCUCCCACAGAGUAGGAGUGUAUCUGGACUGGCCGGCCGGGAUUCUGUCCUUCUACAGAGUCUCACCGGACACGCAGACACUGACUCACAUACACACAUUCCACGUCAUGUUCAAUGAGCCGCUCUAUGCUGGGUUUAGCUUUUGGGCUGACUCCUCGGUGCGUUUGUGUGAGAGUCUCCUCAGUUCUGGAGAACAACCUCCAGAGAACACAUACUUUUUCAAGUAUUGCAGGUAAUGUACAGUGUAGUGCUCUCAAAGUUAACACAUACUAAUAACUCGUUAACAUAAUACAUUAUUAAUGCUACUACUUAGUUUAAUGUUGUUAACACAUUUUCCUAGUUUAACCAUCUGUAGUUUUACUGUGAGGGGCUUUGUCUGCUGCUGCUGACUCAGAGACUCCAUCGAUGGCACUCUUGAUAAACUUACUCCCAUCUACUGCAAUGAUACAUUUGUUUAUCGCUUAAGUCCAUUGAGUCUGAAGUAUCAUUUAAAAAAAAAAAAAGGAGUGCUAAUGCAGAAAUAUCAGUAAUAUUAUUAAUU